UGUGGCGCAUCGUGCAUACAAAGGACUUUCAUUUCGUGGUUUGACGAUGACACAAAAGAAUUUCGCAGAAUAUGAACGCGCGUUAAACUGCCAUGAAAGUUACAUUCACACAAAAACGUUUUGUUCAUCUUCGGCUGAUCUCAAAGCGGCCAAAAUGUUUUUGCCUGAUCAAUCAACAACUAAGCUUAAGGUUUUAAUGAUUUUUCAUUUCGAUCAACCAUGCUCCACGGCUAUCAUUCUUUUUGGUGAUUUAGCAAAAAAACUGCAAUGUAUUUCAAAGUUUGAAGGUGAACAAGAAAUUUUAAUCCUUCCUCAGACGAUAUUUUCCGUUAUGAAAAUUGAAAAGUCUACAGAUGGAUUACAAAUAAUACAUUUACAGUGUUAUAAUACAGCUAGUGUUCAAGCUGAAAUGUGGGAAGAUCGAUACAAAAGUUAUAUCGACGCAUUUUUUUCUGAUUAA
Messenger RNA from Didymodactylos carnosus, 460 nucleotides. NCBI's taxonomy places the organism in Eukaryota, Metazoa, Rotifera, Eurotatoria, Philodinida, Philodinidae. The record is from the annotation of a GenBank genome assembly.